Molecule: messenger RNA, 324 nt
Organism: Microthlaspi erraticum
Lineage: Eukaryota; Viridiplantae; Streptophyta; Magnoliopsida; Brassicales; Brassicaceae
Source: the annotation of a GenBank genome assembly
AUGCCACUAUCAAACGGUAUCCCGAUGUACUACUGGCAUCUCUCUCUGAAUUUCUGCAUGAGACCAAAGCUAUUUGUGUUGAAUCACAUGAUGGACUUUAUGGGUUUUGAAUACAUUACUAGGGCUGAUAUCUUUACAACAAUGGUGGCAGCUCGGCUUCCAAGUAAAGCUUCUUCUUAUGAACUGACCACAAAUGAGCUGAAAUUGGAUGAAUAUAUUGUUGAAGCUCUUGGAAUGAUGUGUGAGGAACUUUUCCACAAACCCAAUGGUUAUGGUGAUGCAAGCUUAGUGAUAGCUUUUGGGAUACUAGAAACCUGGCCGUGA